Messenger RNA from Sebastes umbrosus (honeycomb rockfish), 1367 nucleotides. It is a transcript of the gene psmg3, whose product is annotated as proteasome (prosome, macropain) assembly chaperone 3. NCBI's taxonomy places the organism in Eukaryota, Metazoa, Chordata, Actinopteri, Perciformes, Sebastidae. The record is from RefSeq and is a predicted model, not a curated record. The transcript has 3 exons. Gene Ontology annotation, biological process: proteasome assembly. The coding region runs from base 183 to 554 and encodes 123 amino acids.
GUCAGUCCUGACUUACGUUUCUACGUCAUCACGCAAAGAGAGCUUACGCCAAACAACGCACGUUUUGGUGUUGGUGAGUGACAAAGCUCCACCAGAUCGCUACUGAAGUUGCUCAAAGUGAAGUGUCUCAGUUCAGAAGGAGCUUUAGUCUUUGCACAGAAGAAGAAGCAAGGAUUAACAAAAUGCCGUCUACUGAGCCCAUCAUCAGAACGAGACAGACAGAGAAAGAAGUCAAUGGGAUUUCGACACAGGUCGUCUGUACAGAGUUCAGCAAUUACAUACUCGUAGUUCUCACUCAGUACGGCAAAAUGGGGACAUUGAUAUCUGUCACACCUGACUCCAGAUCUAAUGAUAUCAGCAAACCGACGUUCACCACCAAAAUACUGCUGGGCAAAGACGAGCCACUGACACAUGUUUGUGCCAAAAACCUGGCAACUUUUGUGUCGCAAGAAGCUGGCAACAGGCCCGUCUUACUGGGACUGGCACUCAAGGAUUCCUCCAUAGAUUCAAUAAGACACAUGAAAGAGAUCAUCAAAAGUUGUCAAGUCUGGUAGGAAAUCAACAUAAUGGACAUGAAGCCUGGAGGCUUGCUGAAAUACAGGCCUUCAGGAUGCCCCCAAUGUCACAUUUUCCUUUUUGUUCUUUUAUUUUUAAACUGAAAGGAUUUUGCCAUUUCCGAAAUGCCAGUCUGUGAUUUUAAAAAACCUUGAGACUUGUGCUGCAACAACAUAAAUGUAUAAAUCCAAUUUCAUUGACUCAGAUCCUUUUGAUUUUUUGAGCCAUUGAAGAAUGUUUUCUGUAAAAUAUAAUUUAGAGUUUAUUUGGUUGUUAACUUUCUGCAAGCCACUGUGCUCUAAAAAAACUGAAGAAUGUCCAUUGACUAAUUAAUAGUUUGCAAAAUGAUAACCAAUAGCUCCGGUUUCAUUCAUUCAUUACUGUAUGAAAUACGUGUUGACCUUACAGUUUUUGUUUGUUUUGAAUUUGUUUGUUUGUUUAUUUUUGUAUUUUAUAAAAUAAAACCGGUCACUUCUAAAGCGUCUGUUUUUCUGUCUUUGAAACAAAUGUAACUCAAGUAUCACAAAUAUUCUCAUCAAACUGGAAAAUCGGGCUAUGCAUUUCCUCUCUAAUCUGUUUGUUUAUCAAUUACUGCUGUGUCACACUGGUGAAAAUGCAGUUAGACAGUCAUUUAGAGUAAUUUUCAACACAUUUCAAAGCAAUGCAUUCUGUACUAGCAGUGUGUUACUGCAGCUCAUGACAUAAUGCACUGAGCAAUGAGCACUAUUAUUUCAGAUACAUCGGCUGUCAUGAAUAUUGCUUUAGCAUCCUCAGAAUUGAAUAAAUGUCAUAAAUAAAAUUAAUUUGUAAUA